Messenger RNA from Pelobates fuscus (common spadefoot toad), 1744 nucleotides. RefSeq names its product double PHD fingers 1 (gene DPF1). Gene Ontology annotation, molecular function: histone binding; histone H3K4 methyltransferase activity; transcription coactivator activity. Lineage: Eukaryota; Metazoa; Chordata; Amphibia; Anura; Pelobatidae. Gene Ontology annotation, cellular component: MLL3/4 complex. Gene Ontology annotation, biological process: positive regulation of transcription by RNA polymerase II. The transcript is spliced from 12 exons. The coding region runs from base 52 to 1218 and encodes 388 amino acids. The record is from RefSeq and is a predicted model, not a curated record.
UAUUGUGAUAUUAGAGGUCUGCAGUGUUCCUGCCUAAUACUGAGCUUCACCAUGAGCACAGCCCUGCACAACCCCCUCAAAUCCCUGGGAGAAGAUUUCUACCGGGAAGCGAUUGAGCACUGUCGCAGUUACAACGCGCGCCUUUGCGCAGAGAGAAGUAUGAGGCUACCAUUUUUAGACUCCCAGACCGGCGUGGCACAAAAUAAUUGCUAUAUCUGGAUGGAGAAAACACACAGGGGCCCAGGUCUAUCGGCCGGACAGAUUUACACUUAUCCCGCACGCUGCUGGAGGAAGAAGAGGCGGUUGGAUAUCUUGGAGGAUCCUCGUCUGAGACCCUGUGAGUUCAAAUUUGACUACGAAGUCCCAUUGAAGAAGGAGAGCAGUUUGCCGGAGGGACCUGUAUUGGAAGCUCUGCUCUGUGCAGAGACCGUGGAGAAAAAAUUGGAACUAAAAGAAGAGGAGGCAGUCAGUGACUGUCAGAAGCCACAAGUAGGUGAGGCCCCGCAUGAAUUAGAAGGAGAGGAGUUAGAAGAAGAUACCCCAAAACGCAAGAACAGAGCAAAAGGGAAGGCCUGUGGUAUUGGAGGGAUGAAAAAAAGACAAGAUCCAUCAACAUUAGAAGAGAGAGACAAACCCUAUGUGUGUGACAUAUGUGGGAAGCGCUAUAAGAACCGUCCUGGACUGAGUUACCAUUAUACACACACCCACCUGGCUGAGGAAGAAGGGGAAGAGAAUGCAGAGAGAUAUCUUAUACCAUUCCAUAGGAAAAAUAACCAUAAACACUUCUACAAAGAGCUCAACUGGAUCCCCGAAAUGCAGCCCAGGCACACAGUUAAGAAAGCUCCAGACGGCUCCGUUAUUGCCAACGGUUAUUGCGAUUUCUGUCUAGGAGGUGCCAAGAAGACGGGGUGUCCGGAGGACCUUAUCUCAUGUGCAGACUGCGGUCGCUCUGGUCACCCGUCCUGCUUACAGUUUACUGUGAAUAUGACAGCCGCUGUAAGGACCUAUCGCUGGCAGUGCAUUGAAUGCAAAUCCUGUAUCCUCUGCGGAACUUCUGAAAAUGAUGACCAGCUUCUCUUCUGCGAUGACUGCGAUCGAGGGUAUCACAUGUAUUGCUUGAGUCCACCCAUGUCUGAGCCCCCUGAAGGUAGCUGGAGUUGUCAUCUGUGCCUGAGACAGCUUAAGGAGAAAGCGUCUGCCUACAUCACCCUGACUUAGACAGACUGACCAUCAAGCUAUACGGACAAAGAGAUUCUCACUGCAUCACCCCCUUGGUCCUGCUCAGUCCCAGAAUCCUCUGCUUUAGCCCUUGCAAGACUCCGCUCCUAAACCACGUACUAACCGGCAGAGCUCAGAGUAGCUCUAUGGUUCCAGCUAUGUGAGUGUGACGAUACUUUGAGGUACACAGUGUCCCCGUCUUAUUUAUUCCCCAGGCUCAAACUGGAUCACCAACGUUGACUUUUCAAACCAGAUUCCAGAUUUCAACUGAUGGAGAAUUGGGGCUCUUUGUGAAGCAUCUGCCCCUCCCCCCCACCCCCCCCAAUGUGCGUUUUAAACAGACUGGGGUCCAGAGAGAGCUGGAACAAAGCUUCGUCCCCAAUCUGUGUCACUGUGUAACCGAAUCGUAUUUAACGCAGUCAUGGGUGAAUCAAGUUGAGAAAUUCAGUUUGGUUUUAAUUCCAGUUACAAGGUGUAUUAUUUUACAGUUUGUAUGUAAAUAAAUGUAGGGUGUGUGAGGCUGUGA